UAUAUGCAGUUCAUAGUACAAACAACUCAUGCAUGACACUCCUCUAAAUGCAUGUAGACUACAGUCUAGUAGUAUAGUAGAGGUCUAUAUAUAGAAACUGAAACAUCAGACAAAAUAUAGCUCACAAUCUGUUUGUUAAAAGACUCAUUCACAUUCAUUUGUCAAAUUGUACAACAGAGGAUGAAGUAACUAGACUGUAAAUGGCUUUCUCUCGGAAACUCGUUACUCAAUCAAUUCCUACCUAUGAGGAAAUAAUUUCCCGAUCUGGCUUGGAGAAGAAUCAACUGGAUAAAGAAUGCAAUAGUCACUUUUUUCUUCAGCUAUCGGAUCAAGUGGACUACUGGAAAGACUAUGCUGAUGUUCUUUGGUUAAAAGAACAUGAAAUCAGUGGGAUAGAGAAUGAUUCAUCUCUUAGUCCACGGUUCAAGUGUAAAAAGAUGCUCGAAUCUUGGCACAAGCGUUUUGGCUUUAAGGCGACAUACCUAGAGUUGAUGAAAGCGUUCGCUACAAUGGGAAAUGCUAAACUGGCUCAGACGGUUUGCUAUCUGUUUAAAGGGCAACAUGUCAACCAUCACCAGCCCGCAGUCCAGCCAGUAUGCAUGCCGAGAAGGAACCAGUUUCCUUAUCAUCGUGGCCAUCUGAGAGAGUUUGAAGCAAUUCACCAUCAACAAAGGCAAAGGCAAAGACAACUGAGUAUUGAGGCACACUCUCAACCAAAAACACUAAAGGGGCUUAUUUCUCGAGGUGGAAGAUCGGAACAACUUGAAGCUUGUUGUCCUGAAACACUCCCAACUCAACCCUGCUCCUAUCCCAUACAAUUGGGUGUGCUUGAGCCAGUGUGUGACUGUCAUACCUGCCAACCUUUGCCUCAUACCAUGAGAGCCCUACCGCCGCCGUUAGAAGUCAAGUUUCCACCAUCUAUGAGGCAAGAAUACAAGUCUUCCCAUAGCUCCACGUCUGUUCCCUCCUCUCCUUCACAAUCUACGUACAGUGAGCGUGUUGAGAAGAAGUUAGAGAGAUCUGUGAACACGGAACGAAAGGAGGUGUCUGAAGUGCAUAUCAAGGGUCGAUUUUUUAUGGAAAUUAAUCGUUCGAAAGUUGUGUUUACUUCUCCAAUGGAAACAGCAUCUCGUGACCUCGGAGCUGAUUUGAAAAAUGUGACCCCCCCUGAAUCAACAGGAGAUUCUGCUGUGUCAUCUGAUCUGGAAGAGUUAAAGCAAUCGUAUACCUCUGGAAACUAUAACCAUCUCGUCCACCCACAAGUUACCGAUAGACUGGCUGUUGAAGGGAAUCAACAGUUUUUGGUUUCUGAAACUUCUCACUUUUCUCUGGUGAAGAGCUCUACAAGUGAUGGACCUGUCAAAGUCGGUGCAAAUGUCAGACCAACUGUCACUGACCCUCCCUCUGUGCAGUAUAAUUAUACAAUGUUACAGUUUGGUCUCUUUCAGGGUGAAAUUGAAUAUGACAAUGUUGAAGACGUCUCUCCUUUGUCUUCGGAGUAUGAGGAUAAUGCAGAUCUGAUCCCAGAGCACAAAACAGAGAGGCCAUGGACCGUAUCAAACAAUGAGUCGUACACUCGCAAGGAUUGUUUGAUGGUGUCGCAAUGUUCCAUCCCUCCUGUAUAUGAGGCUAUUCCCUCUCCUGGGGCAGCUAAACUCCCAGUGCUGACAAAAACUUUGUCGAGAAAAGACUUCCGAGAUGCUAAGCGACCCCUUCCUCCUAUUCCACUACAACCUGCUUCCAGCACAAGUCAAGCUCUAGCAGAACCCGAUCAACUCGAAGUGUUCUCACAUCACUUUCAGCAACGAAGUCUCAGAAUUAGAAUGUUCUACUACUCAAAGGAAAGCGACAAGGCAAAAGCUAAGAACAUAGCUUCUGAAAUGCAAGUAAUUUUACAAGGUGGAAGUACAACUGUCAAGGCUGUGAAGGCGGGUAAAAAUUGGUUGAAGAAAGCUGUUGAUGAUGGAGUGACACAUUAUGUAAUUGUGGGUGGAAUCUCAGAUUUUGAAUCACAAGUCAGCAAAAAGCAAACCUUCUGUCGAGAUUUUCUUGAUACAACAAAGAACGAUGGGAAACGUGUUUCAGAAGUCGUUUUUAUCUGCAAGUCGUCAACUUGUGAAGUUGGUGCUACACCAUGUGAAUUCCUUUGCCUUGAUCACAGCUUGGAUUCAAGAGAACUCGGCAUCAGGGUCCUGGGACACUUUGCAGCCACCCAACCCAUUCCAUUGGAGACCAACUGUAGCUGGAGUGAAUUUCCACAACUUGUCACCACGACAGUAACGGCAUGUUCAGUUGGAGUGGAAUUGAAAACAAAAGAGGUGUCUCACAGAUCCAGCUUUUCACGUAUUACAUUGGUAAAGGAUCUCAAUGAAGACUGCGUACCAAUUCUUCGUCAAAAGCUUGGCAAAGACAUGCACAUACAGUCGAUCAAUGGUUACUGUCUGGAUGGACUGGGCAUUGAGGAAGUCAUUCAGAGAGUCCAUUCUGAAGUAUCAAAACUGGGAACGAUACAAUUGAUGGUGAGAGUCAAGACUAGGACAGCAUCUCCUUGUGAAGUAUCAGGUUCUACCAAAGAACAUCUUCCUGUUCCUCUCUAUGUUCUCUGUGACAAUUUUGAGGUUGCGAACUGCCUCUUCGGCUCUCUUACAUCAGAAAUGGAAGAUUCCAAUAGCCACAUGUAUGAUUACUGUGAGUCAGUCCGUUCCAAGCCUUUGCACACGGUGACCCAAGGCUCUACAAAAACAGAUCAGUUUAUUAGCCGCAAACCUAUUAACAACAAGGUUCUCACAGCUGAUUACAGCUCCUCUCUGCUUGCCUUCAAGCCUCUACUCUCCUUGCCGACUAUUGCUAAGAGGAACUACAUCACUCAAUUGUUUUGCCAAGACUUUGCUAGAGAUUUUUCCCAUGUAUAUCUUCGCAAUGCUGGUGUGUUUCUGGUAACAAUAUCGUGUAAUGAUCUAGUUGCUGAUCCCAUAUCUCAAUGCGAGAAUAUUUUGUGCUGGCUUCGAUUAGUUGUGCGGCAAACAAAAUGUGCAGCUGCGAAUAAAGUUGUUGUUGUCGGAAUGUACGAUGGGUGUGCUGAUCAAGACCUUCAAUCGAUACACAAACAUAUCCAAUUGCUGAAUGCAGCUCUAUUUGAAAGUGAUGUGUACCCGCAGCUUUUUGAUCAGAACAAAUACAAAAUAGGAGGAGGGAACCAACAGUGCAGUUACGUGUUUAUGUUCGACAUCAGUCAACCUACUGAAAGCUCUUAUCAGCUGUACAUAUGUAUUGAGCAAUGCAUGGAUGUGUUUGUCAAGAAGGCGAAAGAAUUUGACUCUGUUUGCUAUGACAGCAUAUGCACAACAUUUGAUGGGUUAAACGAUGCUCUAUUACAGCUCUCAUCAAAAGAAGACAUUGCUAUGCCUAGGCAAGAUCAGAAGAGGACUUUCGAUCUGCAACAGAAACCGGUGCACGCUCUCGAAACGUUGCAAGCCUACAGUAUAGCACUAAUGGACAAAAGUAUACCAGAUAUUCUUUUGAAACCUCAACUUCUAAUUGAGCUGAUGAUGAACCUUCGUCCUUCUAUAGUUGAAUACUACAUGGACCUCUACCAAUUGUUUAACAUCACAACCGAGGAGCUUAAACAUCUUCCAGUAGUCUCCAAACCAUUUACUAUCUACAUCCUGGAAAACGUUGUUCGCUCAGCCUGUGAAUCUGAUUCACGUAUCAACGAAAAAGAGGUUGUAGAGACCAUUUGCAAGUGGGCUGAAUAUCUUGGACUAAUGUUCCUCUUCGAGAGUAAAAAAGAAAUGUUUUAUUUUAUCCCUUCACUCGCUAAAGACGCAAUGGGAAAUGAGGCUGAGUAUUAUUGGGAUGAGGAAAAUGAGCAGUACUAUCGCAAUGUAGACGCAACUGUACUCUAUGCCUACCUCAAAUUCCCAGGAAAUGACCUUUUCUUCCAUCAGCUUCUGGCAACGAUGAUCAAAGAGGCUAUCUCAAUGAAGAUGCAGACACUCUACAUUAACAAGGGAUGCCAAGAGGCCAUUCUUCCCUUGUAUUUGUCUGAAGGAGAAACUCUGAAGAAAUUUAUUGUGAUGACUAUCUACCAUCCCCUACAGAAUGUCAUUGAGUUCCGAACAAGAAUUCAUACUUCUCUGAAGCUCCCGUUCCAAAAAGCUGUGAUGAGCACCCUAGAAAUCACUUUCUCCACUUCACAAUUCCAUGAGAUUUUCCGCUUCAGUGACACUAUUACACUCCAUGUGCCUUCAUUGGAAUAUGAGAAAAAGCUCACAGAAAGCGCUCUUUGGAAGCUACAAGAAUUGCAGUCUCAGAACAGAGGACCAGAUUCUCCAGCUUGUGUAACUGGAAAGCAAUUACUCAAGACUAGAGAGCUAACAUCAGAAGUUUUGGAGGAAUGGUGUACAGCAAAAUCUCACAAAUACAUUCCAACCGAACUGUUCAGCAGGUGGGCCAAGAAGCUCAGCAUGAAUGAUACCUACUGGAGCAAAGUUGGUGCCAAGCUCAAUCUCCUCUCAUCCUACGACAUUACGCGCCUAAUGAGCUCCCAAAAUGCCACUGGAAAUGGGGCAGAGGUGUUGCGACUAUGGGUAGACUCAAGCCGAACUGUUCCAGACCUCUUGACUGCUCUGAGAGCUCCCGAUGUCCGACUUGAUGCUCUAGCAAGCGAUAUAGAGAAUUAUAUGCUUCCAAUCUCGGACGUUUAGGUGUUUAAAUUCGAUGUUGACUAUUAUAUACAAACUUUGACGUUUUUACCCUAAUUUUUAUAUUGAAAUCUAUAACUUUUACGUUUUUACCCCAA
This is a messenger RNA of Halichondria panicea, 4801 nucleotides long. RefSeq lists its product as uncharacterized. Gene Ontology annotation, molecular function: protein binding. Lineage: Eukaryota; Metazoa; Porifera; Demospongiae; Suberitida; Halichondriidae. Gene Ontology annotation, biological process: signal transduction. The transcript is spliced from 19 exons. The record is from RefSeq and is a predicted model, not a curated record. Bases 201 to 4706 code for a protein of 1501 amino acids.